CAACAUUAUCCUGCAAACAGAAAAAAAUAGCUUUUCAAUUUUUUUUAUCCUUUAUUGUUUAGCUUCCAGUCUAUUAAAGUACAAAGAUUAAAACUAUGAAAAUCGGCGGACAUAGCGCUGCUCGUGGUGGCAAUCAAGGUGGUCCAGUUAUAAGAAUGGCAACCAUGGGGACCCAUGGUAAUGGAGGAAUCGGUUGUUGUUUUUGUAGAUGCUGCACGUGCAUUCAUCUUGAGUUUCUCAAAAGUGUUCCUGGCAUUAUCAAAGCUCUCGAAACGAUUAUCAGUGGCCUAAUACAGAGUUUACUUAUAAAUUAUGGACUAAGGUACAGCGCGACCAUCGGCUCGGCCUUUGAAGGAGCCUUGACAACUUCAUCAGCCUGCUUUCUCACCUCCGCUGUUUUGCUGGGCUGCUACAUUAUAUCCGAAAAAUCUUACAGACUCAUUCGCGCAUCGUUAUUCGAAAUGAUGUUUAACGCUCUCUCGUGCUUUCUUUAUUUGAGCUCGGCAUCAUAUUUGGCAUUCUCGACAAAAAUGUUUCUUUGGCCUAUGUACGUCAUUACGCCAGGCUUUGACGUUUAUCCAGCCAUGACAGCAGCCUAUCUCAUGAGUGGAGUCGUUGGACUCCUGCAUGGAGCAGACGUUUACUUUUCCUUUAGAGAAUUUAGAGGACAGAGAUAGCAAUUCGUUCUCACCCUGCAAUUCUCUUUGUGCUUCAAAGAAAGUUAAUUAAUAUAUAACGAAUUAUGAGCAAUCAUCGUCAGCAAAAUAAAUUGACAAUUAACAU
Ceratosolen solmsi marchali is the source of this 783-nucleotide messenger RNA. RefSeq names its product MARVEL domain-containing protein sing (gene sing). The coding region runs from base 96 to 677 and encodes 193 amino acids. The transcript is spliced from 5 exons. The record is from RefSeq and is a predicted model, not a curated record. NCBI's taxonomy places the organism in Eukaryota, Metazoa, Arthropoda, Insecta, Hymenoptera, Agaonidae. Gene Ontology annotation, cellular component: membrane.